CGACUCUGCUAGCCACUGUUCGCGCCCAGGACAGGUCGAACAAUCCUGUCGAGACUGUGCCCCCAAGUGGAGUUACCAAGUCGAGAGUCAGCACUUACCGCCCUCGAGGUCUGGUAGAGGUAGACUUUGGUUGACCAACCCUUUGUUGCUGCUGUUUUUUGCCAGUAGGUGGAUAAGUGCUCCAGUGAAAGGGAGCCUCUUAGUUCAAGCAGGAAUAAACCGCUACUGUACUCUUUCCCAACGAAGGUACCAGUGGCAUCGCGUAAAGACCUCGUGGGCUGAUCCCUGCCUCUACAGACAACAGGCGACCUCUGGUCCUCUGCAGGGCAGGUCGGGGCUCGCUAGGAGUUCUUUGGAGCUUGGUGUUUCUGGACCGGGCCACGUUUUUGACUGCCGACUCCACCAACUCCCGAGCAAGAACGCCCCCUUUCUUUUCUUUCUCUUUUUCUGUUGUUCCCCGAGCCUAUAUUGUUCUUUCUCUUCCCUCACUCCUUGUGAGAUCCUGUCAAGUUUGUAGCAGCCUUGCAGCAGCCUUGCAGCAGCCAUCAACAUGUCAGCCAUGGACAAAUCAGCCGAUUACGCCGUCGACUUCCGCGACGACCAGGAGGAUGAUGUCGUCGUCGAUGACAGGAUUGGCACCUUGGCCGACAGGAAAGCCAUGGCACGCCUCGGCAAGGAGCAGGUCUUCAAGCGCAACUUCAGCUUUGUGUCGAUUCUCGGAUUCGCCCUCAUUAUCAUGAACACCUGGGAGACGAUUUUGACAACCGUGGCAUUCGGGUUGGGAAACGGCGGUCCCGGAGGGCUGAUUUGGACCUUCGUCGCCGGAUGGAUUGGUUUUCUUCUGGUUGGAGUCUCGAUGGGGGAGAUGGCCUCAAUGGCACCGACUUCAGGCGGCCAAUACCACUGGGUGUCUGAAUUCGCACCUCCCAAUGUGCAGAAGGUCCUGUCAUACUUCAUCGGUUGGCUGGGUAUCCUCGGCUACCAGACAGGUACGACCAUCGGCGCAUAUGUCUCUGGCACCCUGAUCCAGGGUCUCAUAAUUUUGAACAACCCGAAUUCAUAUGUGCCUCAGAGAUGGCAUGGGACAUUGAUCGCAAUGCUCAUCACCAUCUGUGUGGCCUUCUUCAAUAUCUUUCUGGCCAAGCAUUUGCCUCUGGUCGAGGGUAUGAUUUUGGUCCUUCAUAUCGCUGGGUUUGUGGCCAUCAUGGUCCCGCUCUGGGUGAUGGCUCCGCGGACUUCGAGUUCAGAAGUAUGGACUUCAUUCACAGACCUCAAUGACUGGGGAAGUGUGGGACUUGCCUGCUUGAUCGGUCUGAUUACCUCUGCUGGUUCCCUGGUCGGUGGCGAUGCUGCCGCACACAUGGCCGAGGAGUUGAAAAACUCGUCCAAAAUGUUGCCCCGGGCCAUGAUCGGUACAAUCAUCGUCAACGGUGCCCUUGGCUUCGUAAUGCUAGUAACAUUCCUAUACACCCUCGGUGACCUUGAUGAGGACAUCGCCUCAGCAACCGGAUACCCCAUCAUACAGGUCUUUUACACCGCCACAGGAUCUGCAGGUGGAGCGACGGGCUUGACCAUCAUCAUCAUCAUCCUCAACAUCUGCUCCAACCUGACCACGAUGGCUGGCUCAUCCCGACAGAUGUUUUCUUUUGCUCGUGACAAAGGAGUCCCCUACCAUCACUUGAUUGCCCGGGUUCCACCUGGGUACGAUGUCCCGGUAAACGCGCUUAUCGUCUCCGUCGUCUGGGCGUGUGUGUUCCACUGCAUCUACAUCGGCUCCGCAGUUGCAUUCAACAUCAUCAUGUCAAUUGGGACAGUCGCUCUCCUCACAUCUUACAUGGUUUCCAUCGGCACGAUCACCUGGAAACGCAUCCGUGGGCAUCCGUUACUUCCGUCCAAAUUUUCGCUGGGCAAGUUCGGUCUCCCCAUCAAUAUUGCCUCUCUGCUCUUCUGCUUCAUCGUCUAUAUCUUUGUGUUCUUCCCAUCGAUGCCGAACCCGGAGCCGAUCGGGAUGAACUGGGCUAUUGCAGUGUAUGGCGGUGUGUUGGUGUUGGCGGCCAUUUACUUCGUUUUGCAAGCAAGGCACCACUAUGUUGGACCCGUCGCCUAUGUCAGAAAGACCAUAUGAAGCUCUGGCGUAUCUGUUGGACAUAACCCGAAGCACAGUAUUUUUUCGGUGACAACUGUUUGUGAGGGGUGUGGUGGUUUCCACAAGGAUACUGCACAUACUCUGGCUGCUGCAUAAAAGUAUAUAGACCAUACUGUAGAAAAUAAAUUGCUACAGUAUCAAGAAUCAUGACUGCGACUA
Molecule: messenger RNA, 2305 nt
Organism: Exophiala dermatitidis NIH/UT8656
Lineage: Eukaryota; Fungi; Ascomycota; Eurotiomycetes; Chaetothyriales; Herpotrichiellaceae
Exons: 5
Coding region: 551-2125 (524 amino acids)
Biological process (GO): transmembrane transport
Cellular component (GO): membrane
Molecular function (GO): transmembrane transporter activity
Source: RefSeq, a predicted model, not a curated record